Molecule: messenger RNA, 783 nt
Organism: Ostreobium quekettii
Lineage: Eukaryota; Viridiplantae; Chlorophyta; Ulvophyceae; Bryopsidales; Ostreobiaceae
Source: the annotation of a GenBank genome assembly
AUGAAGCGCCCAAGGGCUGAGCGCUCUGGCGCCGACGCGGACCCCGGCGAAGACCGCGCCAGCGCUCGCAUCCGCGGAGACUCACUGCUGGGCCUUCAAGUGGGCGAUGACGCGGAGGAGCACAGACGGGACGACGGCAGUCAGCUGGCGGAUGCGCCGUUCGAGGUGUGCGAGGAGCUUCAGAGCGCGGGGCACAAGCCGUUCAGGGAGGCGGCGCGCGUGAAGGACAAACGCGUGUUCAAGAGAGGGACCAAGAACCAGCCGAUGGAGAUGUCGUCAAAACGGCCUGUUCCGAGGCUCAGGGUGGCGGAGGGGGGGCCUGGAAAGCGCUCUUGUGACCCUCGUUUCGAGACUUUGUGUGGUGAAUUCAGCAUGGACCGCUUUAGAAAGCAGUAUAACUUUCUUUACGACGAGUGGAUGCCUCAAGAGAGUCAGCAAAUCAAGAAGAAGAUAAAGAAAUGUCGCAACACAGAACGGAAGAAUGCAUUGAAGGCAAAUUACGCACAGCUACUACAGCAAAUAAGAGACGAAGAGGCAAGGAAAGACAGGGAAGCAUGGGAGCAUGAAUGGAAGGCCAAGGAGAAGGAGGCUGUGAAAGCGGGAAAGAAGCCUUACUACCUCAAGGAGAGCGAAAAGGUGAAAAUGGACCUUGUGCAGAAGUACAAUCGCCUGAAGGAACAGGGUGGACUGGAGAAGUUCAUGAAAAAGAGGAGAAAGCGUGCUGCUGCAAAGGAACAACUUGCCAACAGGAAAAGGAAAGGGGCCCCAAAGCGACGAAGCUAG